Molecule: messenger RNA, 1692 nt
Organism: Saccharomyces mikatae IFO 1815
Lineage: Eukaryota; Fungi; Ascomycota; Saccharomycetes; Saccharomycetales; Saccharomycetaceae
Gene: GEP3
Product: Gep3p
Exons: 1
Coding region: 1-1692 (563 amino acids)
Cellular component (GO): mitochondrion
Molecular function (GO): GTP binding
Source: RefSeq, a predicted model, not a curated record
AUGUUUAAAGUGAGGAAUGUUAUUCGAGGCGCACGCCAGUUUUCUUAUUCUGUGAUAGCAAAAGUGAAAUGUGCAUCGUGUUCCAUUAGAUUACAGGAUCAAGAUUCAAGCAAACCAGGAUACUAUACGAAGCCAAAAAAUCUACCUGAUUCAAAAUCGAACCUAGGAAUUCAAGAGCUGAAGUAUAUACUAUUCAGCCAGGACAUUCAACUCUCGAAGCAGGCAGUUCAACAUGGUCGAGAUCGCAGGUGUCUCGAUGAUAUCGAAAAUACAAAAAAGGAAUUGCCAUCAAGAGUAAUUUGCAAAAGGUGCAGUGAUGCCGUCCAUCAUAAUCAUUACAAGGUUGAAGAAUUUCCUGAGAGCAAACUAGAUGAUGUUUUGAGCUAUGUUCCUAAAGGCUCAAAUAUCAUGCAUAUUGUCCCCAUCGUAGAAUUUCCGUUACAUUUGAAUCCUAACAUUUUGAAAAGAAAUGAUUUAGAUACUACACUAGUGUUGACGAAAAGCGAUCAACUUUUCAAAAGCAAAAACACUGCUAUCAAAAAAGUCCCUAUAUUCAUGAAGCAAUUUCUAAAAUAUACUUUAAGGAUUGAUUCAAAUAAAACAUUCGCCAUAUCUGCGCUGAAAAACUGGAACAUUUCAAUGUUUUAUAACUACUUUAAAAACUAUACAUAUCUACUAGGCAACCCUAAUGUUGGUAAAUCUACCUUGAUCAAUACUCUUCUACAAAAAUAUCUGGGAUAUAAGGUUCAGAUUGAUCCUACUGGGAAAGUCUGCUCUCCUUCGAGAGAAGUGAUACAAGAGGCUCUUACUAGUCCCAAGGAUUUUUUCAAGAUUCAAGCGGCUGGUGUAUCGCAUAUUCCCAAUCUAACAAGAUCCGUACAAGCCUAUCAGGUAGAAAAUAAGACUCUAUUUGAUUUGCCAGGCUAUUCAAGUGCCCCGACUGAAUUAAGAUUAGAAGAAGUAAUUGAUGAGAAUUGGCUCCAAAGAUUACGAAAAACAGAUUUAUUUAAUCAUAGGCAUAUGAAAAAAAAAAAUUACGAAUCUAUGAAGGGCACUUCACGGGGGGGGUGUUAUACUGUGGGAGGAAUUUUCUACUUGAUACCUCCCAAAGGAUCCAUAAACCAAAUAGUAAAAUACAUACCAGGCCAAUCAACAACAUUUAAGAAUAUUGAAAAAGGAAUUGACACAUUCAAGUCGUGUAUAUCAUCAACAGGUACACAUCCACUAUCACAAUAUUGUGGAAUCAAAAGCAUAAUGUGCGACAAAGAUCAAUACAAAAGAUAUGCGAUUCCUCCGUUCAUCGGAAGUAUAGAAAUUGUCCUAAAGGAUGUAGGGUAUCUUUUGUUACGAACAACAGGGAAAUAUGAGUUUAAAGGGCUUCAUGAAAUAUGGGUACCGCGGAGUAUCAAAGUGGGCAUCAGAGAACCACUAGAAAACUUAAUUGAAUCUGGUUACCAACACUAUAUUGAAACACAUGGCAGAGAACCAAGCUGUCCUAGGGACAGGCCCAUCGUCAGUUCCCUGUACGAAGUGGCCAAAGAUGAAACAGAUGUUCUAAAUGCGGUAAAGCAAUUAUACUUAGAAAAAACAAAGAGGGAUUUAUCCGCUAGAAGAUUUGCAGAUGAUGAUCCUUAUGAUGUAGUUAAAGACCUAGAAAGAAAGAAAAAUCCAUAUUGGUAUUACCAGUGGUAA